This is a messenger RNA of Chlorocebus sabaeus (green monkey), 3207 nucleotides long. It is a transcript of the gene PLSCR4, whose product is annotated as phospholipid scramblase 4. Gene Ontology annotation, cellular component: plasma membrane. NCBI's taxonomy places the organism in Eukaryota, Metazoa, Chordata, Mammalia, Primates, Cercopithecidae. Gene Ontology annotation, molecular function: phospholipid scramblase activity. The record is from RefSeq and is a predicted model, not a curated record. Gene Ontology annotation, biological process: plasma membrane phospholipid scrambling.
CAGACGGGGCGGCCGCGCGCGGGGAAGGAGGGUCCAGGCGAGCCGGACCCGCCCCCGGACCCCGCGCCUUGCCCUCCCCUCCGCGCGUUUACUUUGUUUAUAACUUGAAAAAUCCUCUUCCGUCUCCCUUCCCUGCCUCCUCUCCUUUCCCUUUCCUCUGCCAAUACAACUAGACCCGCGUGUGGCGUCGCCGGUGCCCAGCAUUCUGCGGGGCAGGCGGAUUAAUUGGAAUUCUUCAAAAUGUCAGGUGUAGUGCCCACAGCCCCUGAACAGCCUGCAGGUGAAAUGGAAAAUCAAACAAAACCACCAGAUCCAAGGCCUGAUGCUCCUCCUGAAUACAAUUCUCAUUUUGUACCAGGACCCCCUGGAACAGCUGUCCCUCCACCUGCAGGCUACCCAGGAGGCUUGCCUAUGGGAUACUACAGUCCACAGCAACCCAGUACCUUCCCUUUGUACCAGCCAGUUGGUGGUACCCAUCCUGUCCAGUAUCAGCCUGGCAAAUAUCCUGUGCCAAAUCAGCCUGUUCCAAUAACAUGGAUGCCAGGGCCAACUCCUAUGGCAAACUGUCCUCCUGGUCUGGAAUACUUAGUUCAGUUGGACAACAUACAUGUUCUUCAGCAUUUUGAGCCUCUGGAAAUGAUGACACGUUUUGAAACUAAUAAUAGAUAUGAUAUUAAAAACAACUCAGACCAGAUGGUUUACAUUGUAACCGAAGACACAGAUGACUUUACCAGGAAUGCCUAUCGGACACUAAGGCCCUUUGUCCUCCGGGUCACUGAUUGUAUGGGCCGAGAAAUCAUGACAAUGCAGAGACCCUUCAGAUGCACCUGCUGUUGCUUCUGUUGCCCCUCUGCCAGACAAGAGCUGGAGGUGCAGUGUCCUCCUGGCAUCACCAUUGGCUUUGUUGCGGAACACUGGAACCUGUGCAGGGCUGUGUACAGUAUCCAAAAUGAGAAGAAAGAAAAUGUGAUGAGAGUUCGUGGGCCAUGCUCAACUUAUGGCUGUGGUUCAGAUUCUGUUUUUGAGGUCAAAUCCCUUGAUGGUGUAUCCAACAUCGGCAGUAUUAUCCGGAAGUGGAAUGGUUUGUUGUCAGCGAUGGCAGAUGCUGACCAUUUUGACAUUCACUUCCCACUAGAUCUGGAUGUGAAGAUGAAAGCCAUGAUUUUUGGAGCUUGCUUCCUCAUUGACUUCAUGUAUUUUGAAAGAUCUCCACCACAACGUUCAAGAUAGAGAGAUACAGCAAAGCCAUCAACUAUGGUUAAUUUUGAAAAAUUGAAAAGUUGGAUUGGGCUUACAGUUAAUACUCAGUUAUUUGCAAAUGUAUUUCUUUGCUUUGUAGAGUAUUUUUAUUGGGUGUUAACUUUGACAGCUGAGAGUGUGCUUGCAAGAACACAAUCUAAAAGUGUGUUUCAGUUGAGUGUCUCUGUAGUAGAAUAGGAGUUCAUCCUAAAAAGCUGUGACUAAUUAACCCAGUAAACAUAUACAAAGUAAGCCUAAAACACUAUAAACAUGAGAUAAGGGAAAAUGAAUCCAGAGUUCUCAUAUUAAUAGAUAGUGAAAUAAUAAGGCUUUUUGGAGAAAACUUUGUUGGGAUAAAACAACCUGGCUCUGUCCCUAACCCUUUCCUACCUUCCCUCUCUGUCAACAUGUCCUCCUACUGAAGACAAACUUGUUUCAAUGAUAGUCUUCAUCUUUAAAAACAAAAAGACAAGCAGACAGAAAUAAUGAUGUUUUCUUGUACUAAGAAGGUACUACUUAUACACAUGUAUCAAGACCUCUUUCUGCAAAGUUUUUGAAGGUUUCAGUGGGAAAUUUGAUUUUAUUACAAAAUAAAACAUUUCAUUAAUGUUAAGGUUUAUAUAUUCCACACCUGUUUUCUCAUUUACUGGCAGGAUGAUCAGGAGCUGCCUAUGUAUGAAGGCAGAAUCAGACUAUCAGGAAAGGAGCUGGCCAGGGCCACAGCCAAUCAAGAUCUCUGAGCAACUUAGAGACUUUGGUGUUAUUAUAUGAAGCUUGCAUUUAAUACUUUAUACAUAAUACAUUUGUAAAUUCAUAACCUCUCUUGGUCACAGACGCCUUAUAUAUAAAAUAAGUUCCCAAAUCUCUAAGAUUGCCUGGUAUACCUUUUUAUCUCAUUUGAUGUGAUACCUAGAAGAGAUCAUUUUUUUUUUUUUUCCAAGAAGAUACUUGGUGAUUGCCAUGCUGUUCUCAUGGUAAGAACUGGAGUUACAAUUUUAAAUUUGGAAAUAUGAUAUUUUAUGUAGCACUUUAUAAAAAGUGAAAGCGACAAAGUCCACUGCUGCUUAAUACUGCUUUACUUCUUUUUAUUGCCAUGAUAGAUAAAUAUGUAUAUACACAGAGUAAUAAUAAUAAAACACAGCAAACAUUCUAUUUCUUCAUGGUCUACAGCAUGCCAUAAAUAAUAUGUAGGACCAAUAAUAAGUUAUCAGUUACACAUUUCUGUGUUAACUAAUUAAAAGCGUAGUGUAUAAGUGAGUACACUUUAAUUAACUUGCUUCUGUUGCACUUUAGUUUUCUACCUGCAUACGGACUGCAUUUUUUCAACACAGUCAGUGUAUAGAAUGGGAUGUAUUCUACUGCUGCUGCUUAUUAAAUAAAGCCUGAGUGUUCUUAGAUGGGGUUAUUCCGAGAUGAGGGUCUUAGCCUACAGUUCUUUUUGAAAUGAAAGAAAGGUGCUUGGUUUUUUAAUUAUAUUCAUUUUUCAGGGUAAAUUUGUUUUGCUGAGUUUCUUGUAAUGCUCAUUUUUACAUGCUGCUACUAGCUUUUUUUAAAAAAAAGUAAAAGUUGCUGCUUUCUAAAAUAUUAAUUGCCUUAUAUUUGAAAGUGCCAUUGUAAUCGUAAGUAGACUAUGUAUUUCCUAUAAUGAUGUCUGAUAUUUAAAUAGGAAAUCAGACAAACAAUAUUCACAAAGUUUAACCAUAUAAACUUUUUAUUUUUAACUUGCCUGAAUCCCUAUAUUCCAAAACCUGCUGCAUCAUAAUAAAUACAUCUAUAUAUAUUUAGCAUAAGAUGUGAUAUUUUAAAUUUCUUUUUGAAAAAAUUAUAUUUUUGUCUCUUAGAGUUAAAAUUUUCUUUCUUUAUAAAAUAUUGUCAUAUGUCAUAGUUUUAAUACAAUUCACAUAAUUUCUAUAUUUCUUAAUGAUAUUGUGUAAAAUUGAUCAGGUUGAUUAAAAAAAUUCUCUGGAA